Molecule: messenger RNA, 465 nt
Organism: Lactuca virosa
Lineage: Eukaryota; Viridiplantae; Streptophyta; Magnoliopsida; Asterales; Asteraceae
Source: the annotation of a GenBank genome assembly
AUGAAGAGGGGUUCUACUUUGAGCAACAAGAGUUGCACAUUCUUGGGUGCAUUGGUCGUGUUGAUGUUGAUAAUACAACAAGGGAGUGCAGGCUUGUACUCGUGUUGGGGAGGGUGUCUCAACGAAUGUUUUCUUUUUAGUAGCAAAAGAAUAGGCGAAAGUUUUCCAUGUUAUGUUAAUUGUUUCUUGGGCAAGUGCCUAUCUCAACCACCAGGCCAGACUAGUCUCGGAACACCUCCCCGUUUGGUUAAUCACCCAUCACCAUUGCAUGCACCUUCACCCUCUGAUUCAGAAGCAUAUCAAGAUUAUUUCAUCGAUAAAGCAUAUGAAAUCCAUCGCUAUCAUCUACACAAUUGCAUAAAAGAUUGCUCUCUGCAAACUUAUUGGUUUGCCACUAAUGGUGAGAAGGACAUAAAAGGUUGCCUAACAAGAUGUAUAAACAAAUGUACCGAUUUGAACAUUUGA